This is a messenger RNA of Nasonia vitripennis (jewel wasp), 1716 nucleotides long. It is a transcript of the gene koko, whose product is annotated as cyclin-Q. Gene Ontology annotation, biological process: regulation of transcription by RNA polymerase II. The transcript is spliced from 7 exons. Gene Ontology annotation, molecular function: cyclin-dependent protein serine/threonine kinase regulator activity. NCBI's taxonomy places the organism in Eukaryota, Metazoa, Arthropoda, Insecta, Hymenoptera, Pteromalidae. Gene Ontology annotation, cellular component: nucleus. The record is from RefSeq and is a predicted model, not a curated record. The coding region runs from base 390 to 1178 and encodes 262 amino acids.
UUAGGCGACUCUCUCGGAUCGAACGCUGUUUUCCCCUACUUCGACGACGGCGUUGCUGCUUCUCCCUAUAUAUACAUUAUACACAAGAGGAGGUUUUUAAUUUACGACUCUGACCAGCUCUGACUCGACUGCUGCAUGUGUUGUAUGCGCCGAUGCGAAGAGAGAGGUCAGAUAUAUCCCGACUCGUCGAACAUAACCUCACUUUUACAUCGCCGUCGCCGUAUCUAGCGACUAUCGGGACAGUGAUGCGCAGCGUGGCUUCGGAGUCGAAUUUCCCGUAGUCGACAAAGUUUCGCCUCUGUUGUGGAUGUCUAAACAGCGGUCGAAGCGGCUUUUCCCUUAUCUACCCUCGUCAGUGGUCGUUUUUCUCUCACAGCGUUAAUCUCACGAUGAUGAAAAGCUCGAAAAUGAAGGGCGUCAUUGACGUUCUCGCUAUGCAGAGAGAAAAAAGGCUUACUUUACAAAAAAGUAUUACUAUUGACUAUAGCAAAGGAACUGACAGUUUUACAGUAGCUCGUUUCAUAUUUGAAUGCGGUAACAAAUUAGAAGCCCACCCACUGACAAUAUCUACAGCAGCAACUUUGUAUCACAGGUUCAUGAGGGAAUCAACUCCACAAGGCUAUGACCCAUACUUAAUUGGAGCAACAUGUUUAUAUCUAGCAGGAAAAGUAAAAGACAAUAAUAUGAAGAUCAGAGAUAUUAUGAAUGUAUCUUACAGUACAUUGCACAGAGGCUCAGCACCCCUAGAGUUAGGUGAUCAAUACUGGGCUAUGCGCGACGCCAUUGUACAGGCGGAAUUAUUAAUAAUGCGAAUGCUAAAGUUCCAAGUUGUACCAGAACACCCUCAUAAGUACCUGCUGCAUUACUUGCGAUCCCUGCAAGCGUGGUUUGGUGAAGAAGAGUGGCAAAAGUAUCCCGUGACAAGAGCCAGCUACGCACUACUGCAAGAUUUUCAUCAUAUUCCAGCAGUUCUCGACUAUCCGCCAAAUUUAGUUGCCAUAGCUUGCAUUAAUUUAUCUUUUCAAAUUUAUGGAGUAGUAGUGCCUUUGAUGGAUGAGUGUGACCAACAACCAUGGUUCAACGUUUUCUGUAGAGAUUUGACCAGAGAUAAGCUGUGGGAAAUAAUGGAAAAAGUCAUGUCUGCGUAUGAAGAAGAGCCUGAGACGAGAGAUCGUUGAUUACGUUAGUUUAUAAAUUUGUGUCUCUUCAUACCGAAACUUUUAAAAUAUUUUGUUUGAUUUUUGAUGAUUGUUUGAGCCCAAUUGUCAAUUCCAAGACUUUAUUUGUGAUUUGAACACCCUCACAUUUUUCAUUUUUUAUAUGUACGUGUAAAUAUAGAAUUAGUAAAAAAAUUAUUCAAUCGACUAAAUUUCGAGUUAAUUCUCUAUUGAACGCAUAACUUUUCCUAUCAUUGUCACGUUUUACUUUGAGAAUUUGCUCAGCGCAGUCUCGUUUGUAUUGGUCGAUGCUUCAGUACUUUAGGGUAAAACGUAGUUUAAAAUUAAGUUCAAAAAUAUAUGGAAUAGUCUUAGAAUCACAAAUCUAGUGUAGUAAUAUUUCAAUUUUUGGUUACAUAUUCGUUAGGUGUCAUAAUAUCAAAUCUAAAUCUUUUUUUGGCAGAAAAACCAUCUUGAAAAUCAUCAAGCAAAUUCAGUCGUAUGUUGUAUAUAUAUUUGUAUGUAUUUUCUCAGUAAAAGGAUUUGCACAAGAAAAAAA